This is a messenger RNA of Homalodisca vitripennis (glassy-winged sharpshooter), 2203 nucleotides long. Its product is annotated as putative inorganic phosphate cotransporter. Gene Ontology annotation, biological process: monoatomic anion transport; transmembrane transport. Gene Ontology annotation, cellular component: plasma membrane. NCBI's taxonomy places the organism in Eukaryota, Metazoa, Arthropoda, Insecta, Hemiptera, Cicadellidae. The transcript has 10 exons. Bases 111 to 1550 code for a protein of 479 amino acids. The record is from RefSeq and is a predicted model, not a curated record. Gene Ontology annotation, molecular function: transmembrane transporter activity.
GCAGGAUUAUCAGCAGUUGAUAAUAGAUUGGAUAGCUGCGUUAGACAACAGUGAAUCCCUCAGUGAAGACUGUCGACAGUUCUGCAGCUGCCAGAGCUCUGAGCUGAACCAUGGAUAAGAAGAAAUCGACCGUCUCUCGCCACUCCGAACUCUUCAUCGAAACACCCCCAUCAUGGAUUGGAGUGAGACAUCUGCAAGUGGGUCUUCUGUUCCUCUGUAUGUUGUUUGCGUACAUCAUCCGAGUCAACAUCUCAGUGGCUAUAGUAGCCAUGACUGGCAGCAGCAGCAGUAACGUCGAUGUUGAUACUUACGAAUGGGAUACAUCAACCAAAGGUUUAAUCCUGAGUGCGUUCUUCUGGGGUUACCUGGUGAUGAACAUCCCAGCGGCUGUGAUUGGUCACAGUGUCAACAACAAGAUGCUGCUGGGCGGAAGUUUCGCCUGUGCCAGCAUCCUGAGUCUGAUCACUCCUGUUCUGGUGGGUUGGGGAGAUGCUCCGGUCGUAGUCGUCAUCAGAGUGUGUCAAGGACUGUCACAGGGCUUCAUGAUGCCGAUGAUCCAUGGUUUGCUGUCCAAGUGGGCACCUCCUCAGGAGAGAGCUAGAUGUGCCACUUACAUUCUAGGAGGCCUUCAGUUUGGCACAAUGAUUGUGCUCUCCUGCUCUGGGGUUCUGGCGUCCAGCUCCUGGGGCUGGCCCAGCAUCUUCUACUUCUCGGGAGGUCUGGGACUGUUCUGGGUCGUCCUCUGGAUGUUGCUGGGUGCCAACAGUCCAGAGGCUCAUCCCUUCAUCUCUGCUGCUGAGCGGCAGUUCAUCCAGCGCUCUCUGCCAAGCACUGCUCGAGACAAUGUUAAAAUGGCUAUACCUUGGAGGGACAUCUUGACCAGUGGACCUGUCUGGGCUGCAACUCUUGCACAUAUUGGACAGAACUGGGCAAUGUGGACCAUCCUCACGGAGAUACCGACCUACUUCAACAAAGCUCUGAAUUAUAACCUCAGCAACGGAGGUUUCCUCACGGCAAUGCCGUUCCUGUUGAUGUGGCUCGUCUCUUUCCCACUGUCUUACAUAGCAGACAAACUCAUCAUCAAGGGCAUCACAUCCGUCACAGCCUCCAGGAAAAUCUGGAACACCGUAGCUCACUGGGGUGGAGCGAUUGCACUCAUCGGACUUGCGUUCGCAACGGACAGUAACAUGGCUGUGGUCCUGUAUACGAUCGCAGUUACCAUCAACUGCUGCAUCUACAUGGGUUUCAAUGUGAAUCAUCUGGACUUGUCACCCAACUUCGCUCGGAUUCUGAUGGGUAUAACUAACGGUCUCGCCAAUGUGACGUCCAUCAUUGCUCCUCUCUUUGUCGGACUGGUCAUCAAUGAUGAGACUGACAUCGGAGAGUGGAGGAUUGUCUUCCUCUUCUCGGCUCUUGCCUACUUCCUUGGUAACCUGGCCUUCAUCAUCCUCGGCUCUGGACAACUCCAGGAUUGGAACGAACCUAACUUCCACCACUCAAAUAAUGUGAACACAGAUCCAAAAGAAGAUGACUGGAAUGGCUCAGCGUAAAGGCUAGAUCUGAAGGGGCCUACCACUUCUGUAUGUGUACAGAUAUAUCAAAAAAUUAAAGUCUCCGAAGAGUCCAACGUCAUCAAAGGCUUCUGGGUUUUAAAUUCUGUAGAGUAAACGAUUCUGGAUUGUCAUUUACAACCAGAAAAAGUUCUUUAAUUCUUAGAUUCAAAACAUUGUAAGAGCCAAUAAGUAUGUUGUUUUAAUUUAUUUUAUUCAAAAAUAUAAAUCUUUAAAAGUUAAAGAGAUGUUGUAGCAUAUGCUUGGUAUAAUUUUAUACUUUUGAAGUAUAUCACAAAUUGUCAUCAAUGUCUGCUAGUGAAAUUAUGUUUGAUAUGAAUAAAAAGCCACUAUUCAACUAAAUUUUACCUUAAUUUGUCUAUAUGGCAAAAGUGUAAAUAGGACAAAACUAAAUUGUGUUACAAAUAUAAGAAUAGAUAGUACUGAUACACUCUUCUAUUUUAUUUAAUAGAUUUUUUAAUUACUUUAACAUUUAUGUAGGCCAAAGAUGUAUUAUUCAAUGCAAAGGCAAUAUAAAAUAAUAAAAAAUAUAUAAAAUAUAAGUCUAUUUAUGAAACAGUUUGUUAACUAAGAGAUAUUUAUAUGAAAUGUUAAAAUGUAAACCUUUUAUUAAUAAUGUUAUUUUAUAAGAA